Williopsis jadinii is the source of this 1005-nucleotide messenger RNA. Its product is annotated as 4'-phosphopantetheinyl transferase family protein. The transcript is spliced from 2 exons. Lineage: Eukaryota; Fungi; Ascomycota; Saccharomycetes; Phaffomycetales; Wickerhamomycetaceae. The record is from RefSeq and is a predicted model, not a curated record. The coding region runs from base 142 to 981 and encodes 279 amino acids. Gene Ontology annotation, cellular component: cytosol. Gene Ontology annotation, molecular function: magnesium ion binding; holo-[acyl-carrier-protein] synthase activity.
CGGUAUUCCGAGGGCAGUGUGGGUGGCAGUCACGUGCGGCGUUCUAAUCCGAGAACAACAUUAGGCUAAUCUCUCUAUCUCUCUUUAUGCCUUAACAACACCACCAGCUACUCCUUCCAGAAGCUAUGAGCACUGUGCUGGAUGACAUAUCGACGCCAGGUAGUGGACGAGUGCAGACUGCUGGCGAGCUCACAGCUCACGGUGUUCUACGUGGAGAUUGGCGAGAUAUGGGAGGACGACUAUAAGUUCGAGACUGCGCUAAGACUGCUACCGUUUAAGCAGCAGACGAGGGUCAUCUCCAAGAGGUUCUCGCAAGACGCACGCACAGCUCUCGCCAACCAGCUUCUCCAGAGGUUUGUGUGCUGUGCUCUUCUCGACACCACACCGGACUUGUUAUCGUUCACGAGUAACGAAUAUGGAAAGCCUCAGCUGGAAGGCUGCGGCUUCCAGUUCAGCAUGAGCAACCAGCAGGGGUACACCAGCAUGGUUGUAUCAAGAGCACAGUGUGGCAUCGACCUGGCAAACUGCAAUGACGUUGACAAGUUUGGCACAGGCUAUCUGGCCCAUUUUAGAGACAUAUUCCAUCCAGAUGAGUAUGAAGCACUCGAGGCACUUGCGGACGACGAGCAGACCAAGAACAGAUUCACGCACUACUGGGCACUGAAGGAAAGCUACACCAAGCUACUGGGCGUGGGACUCAACGGCGACUUGAAAUCCUACAACUUCAGCAACGUCAAUACGCUGCGCUGUGACGAUACAGUCGAGGCCCACGACACUUUCCAGCGACGCACUGAGCCACUGUGGGACUCCUCCACAACUCUGGCCAUUGGCAGAGUCGAUGAGGACAUUUCGAUCUAUUCCACUAUGCUCAACAAGGAGAUCGUCGUCUCUGCCUGUACGCUGGAUCACCUCACUGAGACCCCCACUCUCGUGCACGUAAAACUAGAGGACAUUGUCAAAUUCCUCUCGCACAAUAAAUGAUCCCUGUCUCGGGCUGCUAGCACC